This is a messenger RNA of Myzus persicae (green peach aphid), 2756 nucleotides long. RefSeq lists its product as uncharacterized. The transcript is spliced from 7 exons. The record is from RefSeq and is a predicted model, not a curated record. Lineage: Eukaryota; Metazoa; Arthropoda; Insecta; Hemiptera; Aphididae. The annotation marks the transcript as partial.
AUGUACAUUUGUUGUAUAUGUUCUUCAUUAUUUUCUUCUGUCAAUCAACUAAUGUUGCAUUUAAAAAUUUAUCACCAUCUGGGAGCUCAGUCUAUAUAUAAGUGUAAACAGCAAGAAUGUAAUAGGGACUUCCAAGGUUCAGAACAUUUUAGGCAACAUUUAAAUAGAGUCCAUUCUAAUAUAAUACCUGAAUUCGCAAUUAAUGAAUUGGCAUUUGAUUCACCUAUAUAUGUUUCUGAUGAAGUUGUCCCUAUAUCAGAAGAAAUUCUGAAUUUAAAUGAAAUUAAUAAUAGUAAUUUUGAUAAUGCUGAAAUAGGUGACAGUAGUAGGCCUUUUGAAGAAAUUGUAAGAGAUUAUGCAUUACAAUUUAUAACAAAAUUGCUUACUAAACCUAACGUAACUGAAUCAUUAAUGCAAGAAAUAGUUGUUGGUGCCACCGAAUUGUUUUCGUCUGGUAUUUUAUCUAUUUUAAAAGCUGAAGUAAUACCACAUUUAUACAAAUGUGAUAAUCAUCAAUUAGAUAAAAUUAAAAAAAUGUUUAAUGUAUUAGAAAAUCCAUUUUCUAAAUUAAAUACUGAGUAUCAACGUUUACAAUUUUUAGAAACAAAUCAUUUAUUUUUUAAGCCAAAAAAAGUAGUUAUAGGUUUUGUUGGUGAGAAAAAAGUAAUUUCUGGAAUUGAACGACAGGUUAUGGUUCAGACCCAAGCACAUUUGUUUUAUAAGAUUGUUUUCCCUAUUUUUAUCUACUAUGAUGAUGCUGAAAUGGGUAAUCCUUUAGGGUCCCAUUCCGGUAUUCAUAAAAUGGGAUGUAUUUAUUAUACUGUGCCUGCACUUCCACCUGAAUACUUAUCAUCUUUAGAAAAUAUUUUCCCAGCAUUUAUCUUUCAUUCUUCCGAUAGAGGAGUGAACAAAUUUGAUAAUACGAAAAUGUUUUCUUCUCUUAUAAGGGAUCUUAUUGAUUUACAAGAAAAUGGUAUAUCAAUAGUUGUUAAUUCUACAAAUAUAACAAUUUAUUUUGCUCUUGGUCAAAUUUUGGGGGAUAACUUAGGUCUUAAUUCAAUGUUAGGAUUUGUAGAAAGUUUUUCUGCUAAUUAUUAUUGCCGUUUAUGCCGGUCACAUAAAAAAAAACUUCAACAUAUGCUAACAGAGUCAAAAGAAUCAAUUAGAGAUAUAGAUAAUUAUAAUUUGGAUAUUCUUAAAGCCAAUGUUUCAGAAACUGGUAUAGUUGAGAACUCUGUGUUUAAUUCCAUUCCAAACUAUCAUGUAACAGUCAAUAGUGUAUGUGACUUUAUGCAUGAUGUUUCAGAAGGUGUAGCAAGAUAUGAUAUGGCCACUAUUAUUAGUUAUUUAAUAAACAAUAAAUAUUUUUCACUUGAAGAUCUAAACCUUCGGGUAAUAUCAUUUGAAUAUGGUGUAAUUGACCAAAAAAAUUCUCCACCUCCUAUUAGUCUCAAUCAUUUAAAAAAUGGUUCUAUAAUUAUGUCAGCAUCUGAAAUGUUGUGUUUUGUUAGGUGUUUUGGGCUCAUUGUAGGAGAACUGGUUCCAUUAAAAACUGAAAUUUGGAAGUUAUAUAUACACCUUCGAAAAAUUAUUGAUCUAUGUUGUGCUAGAGUACUUCAGCCAGAAUGUGCACAUCUACUAGAUGCUUUAGUUUCAGAACAUAACAAAUUAUAUUUACAUUUUUCUAACAGUUCAUUAAAACCCAAAUUUCAUAUCCUUACACAUUAUGGUCGUCUCCUUCUUAAAAAUGGCCCAAUUUCUUUAACAUCUUCUUUAAGAUUUGAAUCAAAACAUAAGGUUUUAAAAGCAUAUGCAAAUGCCAUACCAAAUCGUAUAAAUCUUGGCCACACUUUAUCACAUAAACUUCAGAUACAAAUGGCUCAUCGAUUUUUAACUAAAAAAGGAUUAGAACCAGACUUAAAACUUGGAUCAUAUUUAAAAAUUACAUCAUGGAUAAAAUUUAAAGGUGUUACUUAUAAACCGGGUAUGCUGGUGAUAGUAGAAAUCAAUUUAAAUGGAUGUAUAUUUGGUCAAAUAAUUAAUAUUUUUAUUAAUGGUUCUACUGUCCCAUAUUUAGUGUGUGAACUUUUUUUUACUAUUGGAUUUGAUGAUCAUUUUCAUGCUUAUGAACUAAAAAAAUAUGAUGAGACUGAAACAAAUCUUAUUGGGUAUUAUAUAAAUGAUUUGCCUGAAUCAUCACCUACUGUUAUUAGAGUUCUUGGUGAUGACAUUUUGGAUUCAAUAAAUUGGCUAAAACACAACAUUGAACCAGAAGUAACUUUAUACAAACUGUGGGCAGAAACUGCAAGUUAUCACUUGCAAAAACAAAGUAUUGACACAAACACACUUAAAUACCCAGCUUUAAAAAGCUCAAAAGGAGAUGAUGAUUUAGCUGCCAUUCAAUUAUUUCUCUACCUAUUUAAUCCUGUUAACAUUAAAGUACCAAAAAAAACCACUGUCAACAAUGUUACAAAAUAUUCAAUGCGAAGACCAACGAAAUUGGAACAAGCUAGUUCAGUUAUAGUUCACAUGACUAAUAUCAAUGAUCUUAAAACAAUACAUGAAGAAAAAGUGAACAGGGCAUUUAAUUGUGGGUUUACUGUUCAACCAUAUGUUGCCAUUGUGGUUAACGCGGCUACAAAGUUUUUGGUAGACCAACAUUUAUGGCAUGAUAAACUUAAGAACAAUCUAAAACUCAAAGAAUCAAAUUCAAGAAAUAUAAAACAAAUGAAGAUAUUUGCCAAGCUUUUAUUUUU